AUGCCCACUGAAACGGCACCAAUUACACCUCCGCUUGACAUUCCGGAGAACAUUCAACAUUCUUGGGGUGCAUACACACCGUACUUCUCUACUGCUGAAUACAAAGCACCACCAAAACACUGUAGAAUAACCCAAGUCAACAUUAUUCAAAGGCAUGGCGCACGCUUUCCCACAUCGGGUUCUACCGAGAGGAUACUAUCCGCGCUGAAGAAGAUUCAAUCCUCGCCGUCGUUCAAAGACCAAAGGCUUGAGUUUCUCCGAAACUAUACAUACGAUUUAGGCUCAGACAACCUGGUCCCGUUCGGCGCAGCUCAAUCAUUUGAUUCUGGGCAGAUGGAUUACGUACGAUACAAGGACCUUGUUAAUUCUAGUGUUCCAUUUGUUAGAGCAUCUGGUUCGACUAGAGUGGUCGACUCCUCAACGAAUUGGACAACAGGGUUCGCUCAUGCCAGUGGAGGAACCAUAACUCCUUCAUUAGAUUUAAUCCUUCCAGAAUCGCUUAACGACACGCUUGACGAUAGCAUGUGUCCGAAUGCUGGAAGCUCGGAUAAUCAGACAAAUAUAUGGCAGGCAAUCUACGCUACCUCAAUCGCAGCUCGUUUGAACGAUGCUGCACCUGGAGCAAACCUGACAGAUGCAGAUGCUUCAAACCUGAUAUCGCUCUGCGCCUUUGAUACUGUCGCCAAUGAGAGGCCUAGUCCGUUCUGCAAUCUCUUCGACCAGACGGAUUUUGAUGGAUUCGAAUACCUUAGCGAUUUAGACAAAUUCUAUGGGACAGGGUACGGACAAGAUCUCGGUCCAGUGCAAGGAGUUGGAUACAUAAAUGAGCUCAUUGCUCGUCUAAUGGAAUCCCCUGUGCGCGACAACACUCAAACGAAUCGUACACUAGAUUCCGACCCUUCCACAUUCCCUUUGAACCGUACGAUGUACGCCGACUUCUCGCAUGACAACGAAAUGAUUGCCAUAUACAGUGCUCUUGGGUUGUUUCGCCAGAAGUCUAACCUCGAUCCAACGCAGCCCAAUCCUCAGCGCACGUGGAUAACUUCCCAACUCACACCAUUCUCUGCGCGCCUAGUCACUGAACGUCUGGAUUGCUCCGGAGAGGUAUCUGUUCGUAUGCUUGUUAACGAUGCAUUACAAACCUUGGAGUUUUGUGGUGCUGACAGUGACGGAGUCUGUACUUUAGCUGCAUUUGUCACCAGCCAAGGAUACGCUAGAAGUGAUGGAGGGGGAGACUUCGAAAGAUGUUUCACAUAG
This is a messenger RNA of Fomitiporia mediterranea MF3/22, 1257 nucleotides long. RefSeq names its product phosphoglycerate mutase-like protein. The record is from RefSeq and is a predicted model, not a curated record. Gene Ontology annotation, molecular function: acid phosphatase activity. The transcript is spliced from 6 exons. The coding region runs from base 1 to 1257 and encodes 418 amino acids. Lineage: Eukaryota; Fungi; Basidiomycota; Agaricomycetes; Hymenochaetales; Hymenochaetaceae.